This is a messenger RNA of Magallana angulata, 4474 nucleotides long. RefSeq lists its product as uncharacterized. The record is from RefSeq and is a predicted model, not a curated record. NCBI's taxonomy places the organism in Eukaryota, Metazoa, Mollusca, Bivalvia, Ostreida, Ostreidae. Gene Ontology annotation, biological process: DNA repair; telomere maintenance. The transcript has 10 exons. Bases 396 to 3113 code for a protein of 905 amino acids. Gene Ontology annotation, molecular function: ATP hydrolysis activity; DNA helicase activity.
CUGACGUCAUAUAUUUUUCUCAUAAUAAAAAUAAUACACCGCUUACCUAAUAAUACACAAGGUACCCAUCCCCGCCAUCUUGGAUUUUUUUAAAACUGUCACAUCGCCGUGAAUUUUCGCUUAUAACUCAGCGGUAACAUUUUUCUGCGAUCAUCUCCGCCGUCCGAUCGGUCACUCGAUUUAUUAGCUUACUGCUGAUUCAACCAAAACGGCCCAUAACAUCGUUUAUUAAUAAAAAUAUCUCCUCAUUCUGCAUUUACUGCUGCUGAUUUGCGACAAAAGGCUAAAGGGUGGACGGAAGUUGACAUCUGUAUGUAAAUGGGGAUUCCCUUCUUAAAUCUGAUUGGUUAACAGAUACACUUGCGUGACGUUGAAGUAUUGCGGGAAAAACAGCCAUGUUGAACUACGAACAAUCACAGGCCUUAGAAUUUAUCAAAAGUGGACACAGUUGUGUCGUUUUGGGGCAAGCAGGGACUGGGAAAUCAUAUCUUAUAAAAGAAACGCUCAAGAAACUUAAUAACAAAAACGUUUCUGUUACUGCAAGCACGGGACUUGCAGCCCGACAGUUCACGGGAGCCACAACUAUUCACCAUUGGGCUGGACUAAUGGAUGGGAGAUUUGAAAACCAGCAUCUUUUGCGUAUUAUAAGUGAAGAAAUUCGAAACAGAAUUAAAACGUGUAACGUUUUGAUUAUCGAUGAAAUCAGCAUGAUCAGUCGGAAAGUUUUUGAGCAGCUUGAGUUUAUCUGUAGAUCAGUUAAAGAUUCCAGUCUUUAUUUUGGUGGAUUGCAGGUUGUCUGUGUUGGUGAUUUUUUCCAAUUACCACCAGUUCCAAAUGACAUCUACAGGGAUCCGGGAGAUCACGCAUUUGCUUCAGAUACAUGGAGAAAGACUGUUCCACACAUUAUUACACUCAAAACUGUUAUUCGCCAGAGUGACAAAGACCUGAUCUUAGCCAUCAAUGAAUUAGAACGGGGGGUUCCAAGUCAUCAAACUAACCAGCUGAUGCUUGCACUAGAGAGACCCUUGUCAAGAAACAAUCCAUGUGUUCUCUUUGGAACAAAUUUUGAAGUGGAUUGCUUUAACAUGACAGAACUACACAAAAUGCAAGGAGAAUCAACAAGCUACGUUGCCGAAGAAGAAGGCGAACAAAAAUAUCUCCGCAAGAUGAAUGCAAAUAAGGUUCUUCUUCUUAAAGAAGGUGUUCCAGUAAUGCUGAUUAGGAACCUUUCUGACACUUUAGUCAAUGGUUUACUUGGCACUGUUUUCAAGUUGGAAGAUGAUGGGCCCACUGUGAAGUUUGAAGACAAAAUAAUAAAAUUAAGCAAAGUGACAUUUAGUGUGUAUGACCCUUCUCAAUGUAUUACAGUAGCUGAAAGAAAACAAUAUCCAAUAUGUUUGGCUUUUGCCAUGACUGUCCAUAAAUCUCAGGGAUUAACUUUGCCCUGUGUUAUUGUUGACUGUAAAAACAUAUUCCAGGCAGGUCAGAUAGGUGUUGCUGUUGGACGUUCAACAGACCGUGAAGGACUCUGCAUCAAGAACUACGAUCCCAAAUGCAGCAAGCAGCACCCUCAGGCUGUGAAUGAUUACUGUGCAUCGUCAGGAGCUCCUGCUUUAGAAGAUUUAUCUUGCUGCCGAAAAGUGUUUGAAGAUGACAUAUUUGAAGAGGAAUUCUUUCCUACCUGUGAUAUAUAUGUAGCUGAAAAUUCUGAUGAGUCUGACUUUGAUGAAGAUGACAUUAAAAUGAUGGAAGAGCUAGAAAGGGUUGAGAGCACAAGCACAAAUACAAGUGAUGGUCAAGGUCAUCAACAGGAUACAAGACGUUUGCUCAAUGAAAUGAGGGCUCCAUACCCUUUAUCAGACAAACAGAAGGGACUGAAUGCUGACAUAGAUUAUAUUGAGGGGAAAUUCCAUCUAUUUGUGGAUUUUGUGAAAAUUUUGUCACAAAAGAUAGAAUUAAUGAAGAAUGAGCAUUGUAGUACUUCUCAAACAGUGAAAAAUUUGAAUUCAUUUUAUUCGAGCUAUCAUACCUUUAUGCAGUCUCCGGAAUACAAUGCGUUAUGCAAAUCUCUUUUUCAAAGUCGAAAUGUUAAUUACUUACUCUGUGGAAGUAUUGCUACAGCUGUUCGAAAGAACAUCAUUACAUCACAGACACCUAAAGAGUCAGACCAGCUCAAAACAUCUUGUGAUAUAUGUAUAUCUGACUUUGCACAUGGCAAAAUACGUUAUGUUGGGGGUCGUGCUGUGGCAAAAGUGAAGUAUCAUAAUACUAACUUGGUGCGAAAUGACUUGAGAAAUUUUGGGCAAAUCUACAACCAACAAGCAAAAGUUAAAGUUUCAUUGCUUCAAACCACUAUUGUUUCUCAAGCUGAUGUUGAAUGCUCUAAGUAUUCUCGCAGUAUAAUUGAUGUCAAAAGAAAACAAAAUUUGUCAUGUGGCCUUACAAACAUAUCAGACAAUACAUUUGAAUUUUUCUUGGAAUUAGAGAAAAUUCGAAUUCCUUUAUAUAGUGAAGAUCAACUUAGGAUUCAUGGACAGAACAUGCUGCAGCAUAUUCACUCGACAGUACUUAAGAACGAAAAAUUGUUCAGUUUAUGGACUAGUUUAUUUUCUAAACUGCAGACCAGUAUGUUUACUUUAGAUUCAGAUUCAGAUGAUUGUUCUUUGAUAGUGUCUGACAUGAUAGAUGGAGCUUCAGCAAUAGUCUGUUUAUUUGAAGACAUUGUGCAAUCCUACUUGAGAGUCACAGACUCCGAAUACCGGAAAAAACUUUUAGAAGAUAUCGGACAAAAGAAAUCUAUGGAGCUUAGAAAAAAGGUUUUAACAAAAGGAAAAGCUCAAACCUCCACAACAAAUACGGACAUUUCCAUUGAUGCUUUGCUUAAAACUACAUGUUCAAACAGAGAAGCGUAUCAUUUAAAACUUAAGGCCGCUUUACUUGAAAAUUCAGGAAUACUAAAUAUAUUUAAGAAGAAAGAACUGUUAAUUUUGGGAAAGUUUUACAACACUAAGCUAAAGCAAUCUGACAAGAAGGAAGUUCAGUGUGAUAUUUUAAGGAAUGCUAUUUUGAAAUCUGAGAAGAUGCCAAAUCCAGAUGUUGAGUUGAGUCUCUGAGGUCCUCAGUUAUUGUCAAUCUUAGUAAGAUUAUUGCACAGCUGUUUGAACGGAAGGGCUGAUCCUCCAUGGGUGUUUGAUUUCCUUCUUGCAGCAUUUGAUUUUUUGGAAACUAAAUUCUGGCAAAGGGUAAUGCUAUUUGUUGCAGUACAGUAUUGCUGAUAAUUUGGAUUGCUCCCAGCACCGUGAUGGAGCCCCCUUUGCUGAGAAAAUAUAUUUUCCACAAUAUCGCUGUUGAUGAAUCCAGGGAAAGAAGAGAAGGGCACUUGAAAGAUGUUCAAGGCGUUCAUCCUUCAGGUCUGCAAUGGGACGUCGAUCAUGAAAUAUGGCAAUCAAACGACUAGUCUGCUCCAGUAAUUUGAUGGGCCCAUCACAGAGGGAAGCUGCGGAGGAAUUUUCACACAAACUUUCCUUGAACUGUUUCAUGAGAUGCAGCAUAUCUGAAUUGAGACAUUCCUCAGCAAGGUGAUUUCUCAUCUUCUCAGCCUGGUUUGGAUGAAGAUGUUGAGAGGUGUGAUGGGUCUGCAAUGAAGACUACUGGAUGGGCAUCACAGAAUGGAUUAAAGCCAGCCAUGUCAGAUGAUGGUGAUGGAAAAUGCAUAUUUAUGAAAGAUCUGUUGUUAGAUGCGCCAUCUAAAGAGUUGGGGUGUUCAGAAUACUGUUGAUGGCUGAAGAUGGUGGAGGAAGAGACGGAGGAGGAGGAGGUGGAAAUGGUGGUUUUUCUAUGGGCAGUUCUGGUUCAUCAGAAUCCUUGUGUCGCAUACUUUUACAGUGAUGACAUGUGAUGGUUUCCCUUUUAGAAUUCAAUGGCAACACUUUGAUGCACUGUGGAGAGUAUGCAGUACAGUUAUGAUAUCUGAAUAGACCCAUCCUCAUGGAUCAUCACCUCCAUCAAGACUUUGAAACCAUUGCAAAUCAGCGAGGUGUCUCUUCCAUAGACAGCUGAGGUGGAUGAACUCCGUAUUAGGAAAAAAUCCUCCGGAAUGUACUUUGAAAUGCUCUGCAAGUUUGCAGGAAUAAGAACACAAGAACGGGUAGCCAUUCCCUUGUAAACGUGCAGUCUUUGUGACCAGUUGCCCUUUUGACGUAUUCUUUCUUUUUUUACCCCCUUAAAUGUACUUGAAACAAGUCGACCAAUCAGUAUGGCAACAUCUUUUUGUUGGCCAAAAUGUUUGCGGAAAGUUUCUACUACAUCUUCUACUGGUACAAAUGAAUCUUUAUCUUCAAUGUAAUGCUGAUGCAACCUGCAUGUUAAAAAUUAUGAGGUUACUUAUUUAUGUAAAAUAGUUUGAAAAUAAUUGUACUUGUGUCAAAAACUAGUUGUAUAGUUGUAUAUGGAAAAAUUAAAGGUGUUCACGCAU